AUGGCUCAAUCUAAAGAUAAUCCUCCUAUUGUUCCAAAGGGUUGGAAAGCGAUUUUUGACGAUGAAUACUCAACAUGGUUUUAUGUUGAUUUGUCAUCUGAAAAAUCACAAUGGGAGGCACCAAAAGGUACUACUUGGUCGAAUUCUCGUCCAGAUGGGCCGCCUCCUUACUCCAGUAAAGACAACACAAAUAAUAAUCAAUCUAGAGAUCAAAAGAAUAGUUCUAACAGGCAAUCCCAGCAGCAACCCCAGCAGCAACGCGUAUAUCAACAGCAACAGCCAAUGUAUCAACAGCAGCCCGUUUAUCAGCAGCAGCCGGUUUAUCAGCAGCAGCCCAUUUAUCAACAGCCUGUAUACCAACAACCUGUUUAUCAACAACAACCUCAGAGGCAGUCUAACCAUGGUACCAGAAAUGGUUUCUUAGGUGCAGGUGCAGGUCUACUUGGUGGUUUAUUACUUGCAGAUGCGUUAGAAUCACAUCAUGGUGGUGAGACGGUCGUUGAAAAUAACUACUAUGGUGAUGAUGGCGGCUACGAUGGUGGCUACGAUGGCGGUUUUGACGGUGGUUUUGAUGGUGGUUUCUGA
Molecule: messenger RNA, 585 nt
Organism: Maudiozyma barnettii
Lineage: Eukaryota; Fungi; Ascomycota; Saccharomycetes; Saccharomycetales; Saccharomycetaceae
Gene: WWM1
Product: Wwm1p
Exons: 1
Coding region: 1-585 (194 amino acids)
Molecular function (GO): protein binding
Source: RefSeq, a predicted model, not a curated record